Molecule: messenger RNA, 3427 nt
Organism: Brassica rapa (field mustard)
Lineage: Eukaryota; Viridiplantae; Streptophyta; Magnoliopsida; Brassicales; Brassicaceae
Product: receptor-like serine/threonine-protein kinase SD1-8
Biological process (GO): recognition of pollen; protein phosphorylation
Cellular component (GO): plasma membrane
Molecular function (GO): protein serine/threonine kinase activity; ATP binding
Source: RefSeq, a predicted model, not a curated record
UCUCUAGGGUGAACCUCUAGAUUCAUCAAUUAAUAGUAUUUUGUUAUUUCAUAUUCAAUAUCUUUAAAAAAAUAUUGUAGGUAUAUUAUAUUUUUAAUAUAAAAAGGUAAAAUAAAUAAAAAUAGUAGUAGUUGUAAAAAAAGAAUUUUUUAAAAAUAUUUUUAUCGCCGUCAGCAAAAUACUAAACUCUAAACCCUUGAAAUAUCCUAAACUUUGGAUAAAACCUAAACCCUAAAUUAAAACACUAGACACUAAAUCUUGAAAAUACUAAACCCUUGAUCCUAAACCCUAAAAUACUUGGACAAAAAUAAUUAAAAAUAACAGUAAUUGCUAAAGUUUUUUUUUUAAAAAAUAUUUUUAACGCCAUAAACAAAACACUAAAUUUUACUGAUAUUUUAAUAAAAAUGGUUCUCCUUAAGAAGUUUUAGAAAGCAGUGAAUUUUCUCGGGAUGGCCAAACACUAAGGAGCAUCCGCGUCUCCCGGCAAACAUAGGUUUGCAUGACCUAAAAUAGAGGAUCAUGUUUUGAUAUCAUCGAUGUGGAGUUUGUUCGAUUAGUCAAGGACUUCAUAUGCUAUGCUUUUUCCUGAAUAGUUAAAUUAAUUGCACAUGUAGUUUUGCUAUCAUUUGUGUUCAAAUUAAUAGACAGAUUGUAAAAGUCAAAGCAAUAUUGUGAAAAUUCAAAGCGUAUAUGGUCAACUGAACUUAGUGUAGAACAAAAAUAUAUAUACCGUCAAUGACUAAACAACACAAAAGUAAACAAAAAAAGAAAAAGAGAGAUGAAGGUACGUUUUUUCUUCAUCUUAGUUCUCCAUCUUUCCUCAAAAUAUGAUUCGAAAAUUGUAUCGACAGAGCCGUUUAAGAUAUCUACUCGAAGAAACAUCUUGUCCCCAGAAAAAGUCUUUGUGUUUGGUUUCUUUAAACCGUCGACAACUUCCGGAGUAGCUGACCGCUGGUAUCUCGGCAUAUGGCACCACAGGUUUCCUCAGGAAGUCGUAUGGGUUGCGAAUAGAGACAACCCAAUGUCGAAGCCCGUAGGAACCCUCAAAAUCUUGGAUACCAACCUGGUACUCCUUGAUCAACACGGUACCCGCGUCUGGUGGACCAAUAGGACUAGCACAAAUCUCAUGAAAUCACUAGUGACUGGAGAGCUUCUUGACAGUGGGAACUUCGUGUUAAGGUACUUCAACAACGACUCAUCAACUGGGUGUUUGUGGCAGAGUUUCGAUUUUCCGACGGAUGCUUUAGUGUCCAAUAUGAAACUAGGGUUUGAUGCCAAAUCGAAUAUAAAUAGGGUCUUGGAAUCUUGGAGAAGCUCGGAUGAUCCGUCAUCAGGAGAAUUCACCUAUGGAGUGGAACGUCAUGAGCUCGUGCAGAGUGUCACUCGGAAGAAGGGUCUGCCAACAUUCCGGAGUGAACCCUGGAAGAUUAAAAAUGAGAGUGGAAAUUUCACCUACGUGACGUACAACAUUACCGUAACCAGAGAAGAGGCCACAUAUUUCUUCACUGUCACUAAUAAAACCUUCUUUUCCAUAUUGAGAUUGUCCUACAACGGCGUGUUGAAGCGGUCAACUUGGGUUCCAAAACCACAACAAUUGUGGAAACGCGUAGAUCGUAUUUUACCGCAUGAUGCAUGCGGGUUAUACAACAAAUGUGGACCUAAUGGUAUAUGUGAUACAAGCAGAUCACGAAUCUGUGGUUGCAUUCAUGGAUUUAAGCCGAGAGACCAAGAAGCAUGGGGUUUUCAAGACUGGACAGGUGGGUGUAUGAGGAAGACUAAGUUGAAUUGCUCUGGAGAUGGGUUUGAGAAGCUUAGGAAAAUGAAGUUGCCGGAUAUUACAAAGUCUAUUGUGGACAUGACUAUUGGGUUGAAGGAAUGCAAAGAAAAGUGCAAUAGGAAUUGCAAUUGUACUGCAUUUGCUAACCCGGAUAUGCAAAAUAGCUGUGUGAUUUGGGUGGGAGAAAUCCUCGAUCUUCGGAAGAGCAUGAUUGCCGGUCAAGAUCUAUUUGUUAGAUUGGCUGCCACUGAUAUAUCGGUGACAAAUUCAAACAAAAAUACAAGAAAAAUGAGUGCAAAAAGCAUAAUGUUGAUUAUUGGAAUCUGCAUUGUGUUUCUUCUGGGUGUCAUUUUCAUAUUGUUCUGUUUCUGGAAAAGAAAGAAGAGGAUUCCAACAAGAACCGUUGCACCACCUAUUGGGAAUUUACAAUGUGUACCGAUGGAGCUAGUAAAGGUUGUCAAGGCCACAGAAAACUUUUCUGAUUGCAACAAGAUAGGAAAAGGUGGUUACGGUAUUGUUUACAAGGGGAUUUUACCAGACGGGCAAGCAAUCGCAGCUAAAAGGCUGUUGGUGAGAUCAGCUCAUGGGAUCGAAGGUUUCACCAACGAGGUGAAUUUGAUCGCCAGCGUUCAACAUGUCAACCUCGUCCAGCUACUCGGAUACUGCUUUGAGGGAGAGGAGAUGAUUCUACUCUUUGAACUAAUGGAGAAUUCCAGUCUCGAUACGUAUAUUUUCGACAAAACCAAAAGCUAUAAGAUUGAUUGGGAGAAGCGAUGGGAUAUAACUAAUGGUAUUGCUCGGGGACUUUUAUAUCUUCAUCAAGAUUCUCGGUAUCGGAUCCUCCACAGGGACCUGAAACCGAGCAACAUCUUGCUUGACAAAGAUAUGGUACCAAAAAUCUCCGACUUCGGGAUGGCUAAGCUAUUUGCAAGGGAUGAGACAGAAGCUACUAGUACAACGAAUAUGGUCGGAACUUUCGGCUAUAUGCCUCCCGAAUACGCGAUAGAUAGGAUAUGCUCUGUCAAAUCAGACGUUUUCAGUUUUGGAGUCUUGCUUCUCGAGAUAAUCGCUGGAAAGAGAAACAACGAAUUCUUAUACUACAACGAAGAAAGCCUUCUUUUCUAUAUAUGGAAGCUCUGGUUGGAAGGAAAAGGGCUCGAUAUUGUAGAUCCUGUUAUCGUUGAUUCCUCAUCAACAUUUCGACCAAGUGAGGUUCUAAGAUGCAUCCAUAUUGGUCUCCUGUGUGUUCAAGAAAGUAAAGAUAAUAGACCGCUGAUGUCGUCUGUUAUGUUGAUGCUCACAAGCGAUAAAACAGAGAUGAAUCAGCCUGAACGUCCUGGUUCUUUCGUCAUUCGAAAUCGUUUUGUGAUUGGUUCCUCAUCAUCAAACCUGCCAAACAAAGAAACUUGCACGCCGUUCGAUAUAGCCGACUGGACGCCCGUUAGUGCUGGGUAAUCAGCUCUUCACCUCAGGCUAAGACAGUCUUUUCUCGUCUAAAUUUUAUUACAUAGUAAAACAAAUGUAUUAUCAUAGUAAAUACAUGCACUGUCAAAUAGUAAGCCUUAAUAAUGGGUUCUUUAUAAGAAAUGCUGUGACUAAAUAUGUUGAUUUUAUAGUUUGUUAUUAUUCCCUCUCAAAUUAUGCAACCCA